AUGAGUCAACAACCGAACGACCGCAGGGAGACCAAGACCGAUCGCCAUGGGAUGAGGAGAGAACGAGACGUGCUGCUACUCUAUGGCGCAGCUUUUCGCAAUAUUCCACGCACCGACAAUGUGGAGAGCCAUGUACCUCGGCCAUCCUUGGACUCAACUCUGACAGCCUUGUGUCAACUUACCGCCAUUCGGAUGGGAGCGCAACGGUCCAUGAUAUCACUCCUUGACGAAGAACGCCAACACAUACUUGCGGAGGCAACCUGUGAUCUACCUCUGCAACCAGAUGCUUUGGGUGAUGCUUCAAAAAAUACCCUCUGGCUUGGGAACGUAAGCAUUCCGCGGAGUUGGGGUAUAUGCGAAAAGGUCUUGAAAUUGGGUCCAAACGUUGAACCUAUCCUGGUCAUCAGUGAUCUUACCACAGAUCAGCGUUCAUGCUUCCGAGAGGAUGUCCAAAGCAAUCCCGAUAUGCGCUUCUACGCCAGCGUCGCAUUGAAGUCCCCGAAUGGUGCGACAGUUGGAACGCUUUGCAUCUUCGACAACAAGAGCCGAGACGGUCUUUCCAAAGAGCAAGCCGAACUAUUUAAGGAUCUUGGUUCCACGGUUGUUAAUUAUUUGAACACAUACACGAUUAGAGACCAGUACAGACGAGGGGAGAGGUUCACACGCGGUCUUCUCUCUUUUGCUGAAGGCGCAUCUGCUUUGGUACCUUUCGAGAGAGAAGUCCGGCAAGAUUCGGCAUUACCUUCACAAACAUCAUCUGAUAUAUCUUCUACAACGGACAAGGAGAUAGUGUCUACAGACGACGCCGAAAAGGUGCACGAAGGUGUCGAGUUGAACGAGACUACUCCCGAUCAUCCCUUAUCAACGAUAUCAAAGACAGCUCGUGCUAAAUCCGCUCGGCACCGAUCAAUACGUUCGCUUCAGGACUCUAUCCUGCCCAAUGACUCAAAGUCCAUGUUUUCACGUGCUGCGAACGUAAUUAUGGGCUCGAGCGACCUGGACGGAGUGCUUAUACUCGACGCGAGCGUUGCGGCAAGCGGUGGACGUCGUCGUGUCAACAGCGCCUCAGGAAGUGGUACUGAGGCUCCUUCCGAAUCAUACCAAUCCAGGUCCUCCAGCGACGAUGCAAGCUCAAACAGUACUGAGGAACAUCAGCGCGGCUCUUCUUCAUCGAGUUCCAAGAUGUGUCAGCUGCUUGGUGUGGCCACCCCGUGCGACAAGGAGAAUCCCGAGUAUGGGACAUUGUUAGAGCCUGACCUUUCACGUUUGUUCCACGAAUACCCACAUGGCAAAAUUUUUACAUUCUGCGCCGAAGGUCAUUCUUUAUCCUCUACUGAGGAGUCGACAUCAAACCCUAACGAUACUGAAAAUCUGUCACCUGCCACAUCAUCGAAGCGCAAGACCAACGGCCGGCCACAGCGAGGAUCGACUGCUAUCCAAGCCAUGUUCCCUAAAGCACGCAGUGUCGCUUUUGUUCCCUUUUGGGAUUUCGAGAGGGCUCGAUGGUUCGCUGGUUGCCUGUGUUGGAGCAAUGAUGCGUAUCGAUUGCUGUCCGCUUCAGUGGAUUUGGCAUACUUCAAGAUCUUCAGUCAUUCCAUCAUGAGGGAAUUGUCUAGGUUAGAUGCUGUAGCUUUGAACCAGGCAAGUACUAUCUGA
This is a messenger RNA of Alternaria arborescens, 1656 nucleotides long. RefSeq lists its product as hypothetical. The record is from RefSeq and is a predicted model, not a curated record. The transcript has 2 exons. Gene Ontology annotation, molecular function: protein binding. NCBI's taxonomy places the organism in Eukaryota, Fungi, Ascomycota, Dothideomycetes, Pleosporales, Pleosporaceae. Bases 1 to 1656 code for a protein of 551 amino acids.